AUGGCCCAAGAACGCUUUCACCACCCCGAUGGCGAUUUGACUAGACUUCUUCUUAUAUACCGAGCUUUCAAGAAAGCCAGCAUUGCCUCCACCUCAUCUGUAAACACGAUUCAUUCUUUGGGCCAAUUGGCUACCUCCACUUCUUCAUCUACCUCUCUGCAAACCUGGUGUACUCAAAACUGCCUAAACAAGACUCGUCUUGAUUUGGCCGUCAGAGUGCGCAUCCAGCUCAAAGCCUUGGUUCGUAGCAGUGGUCUAUCGCCACUACAGACUUGUGGUGAACAGACGGAGCUUAUUACUCAGGCCUUUCUGAUGGCCGGUUUUCGCGAUCAGUUGGCAGUAUUGGCCGACUUAUCCGUCCUUCCUGCUCCGCAGUCCUCUGUCUCCUGUGCCUCCAGAUUCCAACAUGCCUAUCAGCUUUAUUGUCAGAAGGAUUUACCAAUGAAUAGCUGGACUUCCAGAUUGCUCUAUCUCCACCCCUCAUCCACCCUUUUUCAUUCCGACCUGCAGAACCCUCCGCCAGCCCUGCUUUUCAUCGAGGCUGUCACAAUUGCUAAUGGCAAUGGCUUAUCUCUCGAAAAUUUGCACGACACUUCUUCCACUGACCUUCAUUCACAGGGUACUAGUAAGUAA
Protopolystoma xenopodis is the source of this 633-nucleotide messenger RNA. The record is from the annotation of a GenBank genome assembly. NCBI's taxonomy places the organism in Eukaryota, Metazoa, Platyhelminthes, Monogenea, Polystomatidea, Polystomatidae.